GAAUAGUGUUCGAAAACGGGACUACAGAGAAUGGAUCUCCGUGAAUCAAUUACCAACCAAACCAACGUUUCAUUCACCAUCGCCAACCAUUUGUUUUCAAAUGUAUCUCACAGUGAUAUGAACAUCGUCUUCUCGCCAUUGUUGCUCCAUCUUGUGCUUAGCAUCAUCGCUGCUGGCUCCGACGGUCCCGUACAACAACAGCUUCUCUCAUUCCUCCAAUCCAAAUCCACCGAUCAUCUCAUCUCAUUCGCCUCUCAGCUCGUUUCCGUCGUCCUCACCGACGCUUCUCCAGCUGGCGGACCUCUCCUCUCUUUCGUUGACGGUGUCUGGAUUGAUAAAACCCUAUCUCUUCAACCUUCCUUCAAACAAAUCGUGUCUACUGACUUCAAAGCCAAUUUGUCCUCCGUUGAUUUCCAGAACAAGGCUGUUGAAGUGAGCAAUGAAGUGAAUUUAUGGUCUGAAAAAGAGACUAAUGGUCUCAUUAAAGAACUUCUUCCCCAAGGAUCAAUCGACGGAGACACCCGGCUUGUCUUUGCUAAUGCAUUAUACUUUAAAGGAAUAUGGAAUGACAAGUUUGAUGUUUCCUUAACCAAAAAUAAUGAUUUUCACCUUUUGAAUGGUAACUCUGUCAAGGUUCCCUUCAUGACCAGCGAGAUGGAUCAGUUUAUUAGAGAAUUCAAUGAUUUUAAAGUCCUUGGUCUUCCUUAUAAGCAAGGCGAAGAUAAGCGUCGAUUCUCCAUGUAUAUUUUUCUUCCGAAUUCAAAAGAUGGAUUGUCAGCUUUGGUUGAGAAGUUGGCUUCCAAAUCUGAGUUGCUCGAUCGCAUGCUUCCUUAUCAUCAAGUCGAAGUAGGUGACUUUAGGAUUCCAAGAUUCAAAAUUUUAUUUGGGCUUGAAACUUCUGAUGUACUGAAAGAGUUAGGAGUGGUUCUACCUUUCUCUACGGGAGGUUUGACGAAAAUGGUGGACUCUGAGGGUCAAAACCUUUGUGUUUCUAAUAUAUUUCAUAAGUCUUUCAUUGAAGUGAAUGAAAAAGGCACAGAAGCUACUGCUGCCACAGCAGCCACAGUACUAGUAGGGAGUAUUAUGCGUGUUCCAUCUCCAAUAGACUUUGUCGCUGACCAUCCUUUCUUAUUUGUGAUAAGAGAAGACUUGACAGGAACGAUCCUCUUUGUUGGUCAGGUGCUCAAUCCUCUUGUUGACUGAUCUUAGCUUCUCACCUUCUAUGUGUUUAGCGCCAUGUAUUAAGGGAGUUCCAUGUACCAGGGGAGAAGUAUCGAAGAGUUUAUUUGAAUAUAUUUUAAUUAGUACUUUUGUUAAUGUUUGUAAGAGUAUAAAAAUAAGUCAUGAAAAUUUCAGUUUAUGUUCAUAAUAUUCACAUCUAAGAGGUCCUUUACAAUCAUUCAUCGUUGGAAUAUGCAGUGCAUUAGUCCUCCAGAAAAUUCUAACAUGGAGAAAGAGGUGCAUCAGAAAAUCCAAACUUAACAGUUUUGUAAAUCCAUGAUAUAUAUUCUGGUUCAUAAUUUCCAAUGUGGGGCAGCAACGCCAUAGAAGUAAAAUUAGUUUUGGUAGCACAUUAGUAACAAGAUUUGUAUGCAAAGUUUUGCUGUUAAGAGGACUUAUCCAAUAU
Messenger RNA from Vicia villosa (hairy vetch), 1627 nucleotides. Its product is annotated as serpin-ZX-like. The record is from RefSeq and is a predicted model, not a curated record. Gene Ontology annotation, molecular function: serine-type endopeptidase inhibitor activity. The coding region runs from base 31 to 1203 and encodes 390 amino acids. NCBI's taxonomy places the organism in Eukaryota, Viridiplantae, Streptophyta, Magnoliopsida, Fabales, Fabaceae. The transcript is spliced from 2 exons.